This is a messenger RNA of Dacryopinax primogenitus, 2043 nucleotides long. RefSeq lists its product as uncharacterized. Gene Ontology annotation, molecular function: dihydroorotate dehydrogenase activity. Gene Ontology annotation, cellular component: mitochondrial inner membrane; cytoplasm. Gene Ontology annotation, biological process: pyrimidine ribonucleotide biosynthetic process; 'de novo' pyrimidine nucleobase biosynthetic process. The transcript is spliced from 6 exons. The coding region runs from base 11 to 1567 and encodes 518 amino acids. The record is from RefSeq and is a predicted model, not a curated record. Lineage: Eukaryota; Fungi; Basidiomycota; Dacrymycetes; Dacrymycetales; Dacrymycetaceae.
ACAACGCACAAUGCUACGAGCAGCCCUCCGCCGUCCUCUCCUCUCCUCCCACAUCCACGUACGCUCAGCAAACACCACCGCCUGCUCCUCCUCGUCCCCCCUCUCAUACGUCUACGGUACCCUUCUCCUCGCCGGCGCGGGUGUCUUCGCAGCGUACUAUGUCGACUCUCGCGCUGCGGUACACAAGUAUGUCGCUAUGCCGCUGGUAAGGGCAUGCGUGGACGGGGAGACGGCACACAAGUUGGCGGUUAAGAUGCUUGCUACGGGGUUGAUGCCGAGGGAUGUGAAGCAGGAUGACGAGCUGCUGGAGUGUGAGCUGUGGGACCUCCCUCUCUCCAACCCACUCGGGAUCGCAGCCGGCCUGGACAAAGAUGCCGAAGCAGUAGAUGGACUCUACGACCUCGGCUUUGGGUACGUGGAAGUGGGCUCCGUCACCCCCGAGCCUCAACCUGGCAACCCCCAACCGCGAUUCUUUCGCCUCCCCGCCGACCGAGCCAUCAUAAAUCGGUACGGGUUCAACAGCGCCGGGCACGCGCUCGUGCUGCUCCGCCUACGGACGCGUCUACGCAACUGGCCCGAGGUGGCGAACCACGCUCAGCGGCAGGGGAGAGUGCUAGCCGUGAACUUGGGGAAGAACAAGAGCUCGAGCCCGGACAGUAUCGACGAUUACCUUAUGGGUGUGAGGGCGUUUGGCUCAGUGGCGGAUGUGCUGGUCGUCAAUGUUAGCAGUCCUAAUACGCCCGGAUUGAGGAGCUUGCAAGCCCGGGGGAUGCUGGAAGAGCUCCUGUCAGAGGUGGUGAGGGAACGGGAUGCACUGCCUUUGAUGGGGGAGAAACCGAGGGUGGUGGUGAAGCUUGCGCCGGAUCUGACAAAGGCGGAGAUUGAGGAUGUCGCUGCUGCUGUGAGAGCGACCAAGGUCGAUGGGGUCAUCAUGGGGAAUACGACUGUGCAGCGACCGGAUGGUCUGAAAUCUCCACAAACUCUCGUCCAGGAGACUGGUGGUCUAUCCGGCCAACCGCUGAAGCCUAUAACGAUAGAAGCGUUCAAGACCCUCCGCUCUCUCCUUCCCGCAUCCAUCCCACUCAUCGCCUGCGGCGGCAUUUCCUCUGGCGCAGACGCACUCGAGUACGCCAAACUCGGCGCGGCCACUAUCCAACUAUACACCGCCUUUGGAUACGACGGUGUCGGCACACCAAGGGAAAUUAAGGACGAACUGACGGAGCUGUUGCGCAAGGAAGGGAAGAGCUGGAGGGAGGUGAGCCGGGAAGCCGUCGCGCAGCUGGCUUGGAAGGACGAUGCCGAGUCGGCAAUGGAGAGGCUGAAGCAGGAGGCGGAGAACGCACUGGAGAACUUGAAGGAGAUCAGCACCCAGAUCGCACUGGGCGACGACCUUGCGCCGAAUUGGAUCGAUCCCGUGCUGGAGAACGCCCCUCCACCAACCAUCCCUACCCCGGAACCGCCCACCUCGGUACCGGCGAAUGAACAGUCGCCCAACGUCGUGGACGUUUUGGUGAUCACUCCGGACUCGACAAGCAAGGAGGAGAUGGACAAUAAGAGUGUAAAAUAGACCCAGAGUAAUAUCUCCAAAAUGCAAAACCUUGCACCUCACUCGUUUUCCUCUUUCGUUCGCGGGGUGCCGUCCCAGGCGAGACUACUCGGUCACCCAUUGCCGCACUUGUGGUAAACCGCCGAGAGUGGGAUGCAGGAGAACAGCAGCGAGCCACGAUUGGAGUCGCCGUCGGCGUUUCUCUAGGAAUGCUGGGCGAUACUUGGCAAAAGUGUUCUUUGGCGGGAACGCGGGUAGGACACCUUUCAGAUCUGGGAAUGCCUUCUCCAGCUCCUGUUCUAGAUUCAGGAAGGCGCUAUAUCGCUUCAGAACAUGUAUCGUCGUUCCCUCCUUCGUCUGGAUGGCACAAUCGUACACUACGUACGCACCACCCAAUGUAUCUCCAACAAAAGACCAUCCGGGUAUGCUGACGUUACGUGUGAAACUGCCCGUGUCUUCUUGGGAGUUGUCGAGCAGGUGUAGGGAGGCGAUUGUGG